AUGAAGCUGCCUUUGCGUUCUCUCCCUCUCCCAACAUGGCAGCCUCAGCAAAAAAAGAAGAAGAAGAAGGGGAAGACUAUCUCCCUAACGGACUUCCUGGCUGAGGAUGGGGGGACUGAUGGAAGAAGCAACUAUGUUCCCAAGCCAGUCAGCUGGGCUGAUGAAACAGAUGACCUGGAAGGAGAUGUUUCAACCACUUGGCACAGUAAUGAUGAUGAUGUGCACAGGACACCUCCAAUUGACUGUUCCACCCUUCCCACUGCUCCACUGGCUGCUCGGGAGCCCAAUAUCGACAGGAGCCAUCUUCCCAAAUCACUACCCUACACUGCUUUUCUAGGGAACCUGCCCUAUGAUGUGACCAAAGAUUCCAUUAAGGAAUUCUUUAGAGGAUUGAAUAUCAGUGCAGUGCAUUUAACAUGUGAACCCAGCAAUACAGAGAGGUUGAAAGCUUUUGGUUAUGCCGAGUUUGAGGAGCUGGAUUCCCUGUUCAGUGCCCUGAGCCUCAAUGAAGAGUCUCUAGGUAACAGGAGAAUUCGAGUGGACGUUGCUGCUCAAGCACAGGAUAGAGACAGGGAUGAUCAUUCUUUUGGCCGAGAUGGAAAUCAGGAUUCUGGCAAAACAGAUACAGACUGGGGGGUCUGUCCUGCCACAGACAGGUUUGAUGACUACCCACCUAGAAGAGGGGAUGAUAGCUUUGGAGACAAGUAUCAUGAUCAUUAUGAUUCAGACUGGUAUCAUGAGGGAUAUCAUGACGGUUAUCCUGACGGCCCACACUGGGAUAUGGAUCCAUAUGGAGGCUGGGAUGCCUAUGAUGACCGAGGCAGCAGAGACUAUGAUAGGGGCUAUGAGUCCAGGAUAGGCAGUGACAGAAGAGCAUUUGGUAGUGGGUACUGCAGGGAUGAUGACUACAGAGGACACGGGGACCACUAUAAAGACCGAUACGACAGACAAGAUGAUCGGUCAUGGAGCUCCAGAGAUGAUUACUCCCGAGAUGAUUAUAGGUGUGAUGAUAGAGGUCCUCCUCAAAGACCCAAACUGAAUCUAAAGCCUUGGAGCACUCCUAAGGAAGAUGAUUCCGCUGCUAGCACUUCCCAGUCCAGUUGAGCAGCUUCCAUCUUUGGAGGGGCAAAGCCUGUGGACACGGCUGCUAGAGAACGGGAAGUAGAAGAAUGACUACAGAAGGAACAAGAGAAAUUGCAGUGUCAGCUGGAUGAGCCAAAACUAGAACGACGGCCUCAGGAAAGACACCCAAGUUGGCGAAGUGAAGAAACUCAGGAACGGGAGCGGUCGAGGACAGGAAGUGAGUCAUCACAGACUGGGACCUCUGCCACAUCUGGCGGAAAUGAGAAGUCUCUGGAAAAUGAAACGCUCAGUAAGGAAGAAGAUUGUCAUUCUCCAACUUCUAAGCCUCCCAAAUCUGAUCAGCCUCUAAAGGUAAUGCCAGCCCCUCCACCGAAGGAGAAUGCUUGGGUGAAGCAAAGUUCUAAUCCUCCUGUUCAAUCUCAGAGCUCAGAAACAGAGCAGCAGUCUCCUACAAGUGGUGGAAAAGUAGCUUCAGUUCAACCAUCUGAGGAAGGACCAGCAAGAAAAGAUGAAAACAAAGUAGAUGGGGUGAGUGUCCCAAAAGGCCAAAGUGGGAACUCCAUCCAUGGUCCAGGAGAUGGAGGGAGCAAAGACCACUGGAAGGAAUCUGAUAGGAAAGAUGGCAAAAAGGAUCAAGGCUCCAGAUCUGCACCUGAGCCAAAGAAAACUGAAGAAAAUCCAGCCUCUAAGUUCAGUCCUGCAAGUAAGUAUGCUGCUCUCUCAGUCAAUGGUGAAGAUGAAACCAACGGGGAAGAUUACACUGAAUAA
Molecule: messenger RNA, 1851 nt
Organism: Choloepus didactylus (southern two-toed sloth)
Lineage: Eukaryota; Metazoa; Chordata; Mammalia; Pilosa; Megalonychidae
Product: eukaryotic translation initiation factor 4B-like
Molecular function (GO): RNA binding
Source: RefSeq, a predicted model, not a curated record